Messenger RNA from Helianthus annuus (common sunflower), 1779 nucleotides. Its product is annotated as glyceraldehyde-3-phosphate dehydrogenase GAPCP1, chloroplastic. Bases 378 to 1619 code for a protein of 413 amino acids. The record is from RefSeq and is a predicted model, not a curated record. The transcript is spliced from 13 exons. NCBI's taxonomy places the organism in Eukaryota, Viridiplantae, Streptophyta, Magnoliopsida, Asterales, Asteraceae. Gene Ontology annotation, molecular function: NAD binding; oxidoreductase activity, acting on the aldehyde or oxo group of donors, NAD or NADP as acceptor; NADP binding. Gene Ontology annotation, biological process: glucose metabolic process.
AUAAUGGAGUUAGGUGAAACCGUGAAGCCCCACAACACGACACUUUUGACAUCAUAAACUAAGCCCACGUCACCCGGCACUUCCCGUUAUUCUGCGAUACGACAAAACCCAGAUCCUCCACCGCCACCGUUACACCACCGUCACACCACCACAACCCCACCACCCUUAUUCUCGUUUUAAAUAUUAUAUUAUAACAGCUGUAAACUAACGACCAACAGAAAGAACCCAAGAGUCUUAUAACACCUGCUUUCCUUCCUAUUCUUCUAACAAUCUCCGCCAACCUUCACCAUUUAAAUACACCUUUUUCUCAUCUCUCUCUCUAAACCCACCUCCCUCUUUCUUCUUUCUCUCUCUAGGGUUUCUACCAACCCACAUUCAUGGCUUUCUCUUCACUUCUCCGAUCAACCAACCCACCACUUGUUCUCGAAACAUCCCGUCAGUCUCUCUCCGCCACUCGACCGGCCCCAAAGCUUCAGUCCGCCUCGUUUGGUUCGGUUGGAUCUACGUCUUUACAGUUGAGGACAUUUCAUUCACGAAGAAAUUGUUUAAUUAAGGCUACUGCUACGCAGAUGCCGUCAAUUGUUACGAAGUCUGGUACCAGUGGGAAGACUAAGGUUGGAAUUAAUGGUUUUGGAAGAAUUGGAAGGCUGGUAUUGAGAAUAGCAACAUUUAGAGAUGAUAUCGAGGUUGUUGCGGUUAAUGACCCUUUUAUUGAUUCCAAGUACAUGGCUUACAUGUUGAAGUAUGAUUCUACACAUGGUCCAUUUAAAGGAACCAUCUCGGUUGUUGAUGAAUCCACUUUGGAAAUCAAUGGGAAGCAUAUUAAAGUUACUAGCCAAAGAGACCCUGCAACCAUCCCUUGGGGUGAUUUUGGAGCUGACUAUGUUGUAGAGUCUUCUGGUGUUUUUACAACUCUUGAUAAGGCUUCAGCACACAAGAAGGGUGGUGCGAAGAAGGUGGUGAUCUCCGCUCCAUCAGCCGAUGCGCCUAUGUUUGUUGUAGGAGUAAACGAGACCACCUACAAGCCAAACAUGGAUAUUGUAUCUAACGCAAGCUGCACCACUAAUUGCUUGGCUCCUUUGGCCAAGGUGGUUCAUGAGGAGUUUGGUAUUGUUGAAGGUCUAAUGACAACCGUGCAUGCAACCACAGCUACACAAAAAACCGUUGAUGGGCCUUCAAUGAAGGACUGGCGUGGAGGUCGUGGUGCGGCACAAAAUAUCAUCCCUAGUUCAACUGGUGCUGCCAAGGCUGUUGGGAAGGUGUUACCAGAACUAAAUGGAAAAUUGACGGGUAUGGCCUUUAGGGUCCCGACAGCUAAUGUUUCUGUUGUGGAUUUAACUUGUCGACUUGAGAAGAGUGCUUCUUAUGAAGAUGUUAAAGCUGCAAUUAAGUAUGCUUCUGAGGGUCCCAUGCAAGGAAUCCUUGGGUACACUGAUGAAGACGUUGUCUCCAAUGAUUUUGUUGGUGAUUCCAGGUCAAGUAUCUUUGAUGCAAAGGCCGGCAUAGGGCUAAGUGCAUCAUUUGUGAAGCUGGUAUCCUGGUACGACAAUGAGUGGGGUUACAGCAAUCGGGUGUUGGAUCUGAUUGAGCAUAUGGCAUUGGUUGCAGCCUCCAACUGAAAGAGCACAAUGUUUCUAUUUCUUUUUUCUUGAAAUGAUAGUGUAGAAUUGAACCAAUGGUUCGAUAUUUGAACCGGACUGGAUGGUAGCUCUAUUGUCAUGGGUUUGACACAAACAUGGGAAAUAAAAAACAUUUGGUUGGCAUUUGCUAUCUUAUAAA